This is a messenger RNA of Nycticebus coucang (slow loris), 1816 nucleotides long. Its product is annotated as keratin, type II cuticular Hb1-like. Gene Ontology annotation, molecular function: structural constituent of skin epidermis. The transcript is spliced from 9 exons. The coding region runs from base 1 to 1470 and encodes 489 amino acids. Gene Ontology annotation, cellular component: keratin filament. Lineage: Eukaryota; Metazoa; Chordata; Mammalia; Primates; Lorisidae. The record is from RefSeq and is a predicted model, not a curated record. Gene Ontology annotation, biological process: keratinization; intermediate filament organization.
AUGUCCUGCCUCUCUUCUCGCCCGGGCGCCCCCUGUGGGGUCCGCGCCUUCAGCUGCGUCUCAGCCUGCGGGCCCCGGCCCGGCCGCUGCUGCAUCUCCGCCGCCCCCUACCGCGGCAUCUCCUGCUACCGCGGCCUCCCCGGGGGCUUCGGCAGCCACAGCGUCUGCGGGAGCUUCCGCGCUGGCUCCUGCGGUCGCAGCUUCGGGUACCGCUCAGGCGGCGUGUGCGGGCCCAGCCCACCCUGCAUCACCACCGUGUCGGUCAACGAGACCCUCCUCACGCCCCUCAACCUGGAGAUUGACCCCAACGCCCAGUGCGUCAAGCACGAGGAGAAGGAGCAGAUCAAGUGCCUCAACAGCAGGUUUGCCGCCUUCAUCGACAAGGUGCGCUUCCUGGAGCAGCAGAACAAGCUGCUGGAGACCAAGUGGCAGUUCUACCAGAACCGCCAGUGCUGUGAGAGCAACCUGGAGCCCCUGUUUGAGGGCUACGUGGAGACGCUGAGGCGGGAGGCCGAGUGUGUGGAGGCCGACAGUGGGAGGCUAGCAGCAGAGCUCAACCACGUGCAGGAGGUGCUGGAGGGCUACAAGAAGAAGUAUGAAGAAGAGGUGACGCUGAGGGCCACUGCUGAGAACGAAUUUGUAGUGCUAAAGAAGGACGUGGACUGUGCCUACCUGCGCAAAUCAGAUCUGGAGGCCAAUGUGGAGGCCCUGACCCAGGAGAUUGACUUCCUGAGGCGGCUGUAUGAGGAGGAGAUCCGCGUUCUCCACGCCCACAUCUCAGACACCUCAGUUGUCGUCAAGAUGGACAACAGCCGGGACUUGAACAUGGACUGCGUCAUUGCUGAGAUUAAGGCUCAAUACGACGAUAUUGCCAGCCGUAGCCGGGCCGAGGCCGAGUCCUGGUACCGCAGCAAGUGUGAGGAGAUGAAGGCCACGGUGAUCAGGCACGGGGAGACCCUGCGCCGCACCAAGGAGGAGAUCAACGAGCUGAACCGCAUGAUCCAGAGGCUGACGGCCGAGGUGGAGAACGCCAAGUGCCAGAACUCCAAGCUGGAGGCUGCCGUGACCCAGUCUGAGCAGCAGGGCGAGGCGGCCCUCAGUGACGCCCGCUGCAAGCUGGCAAGUCUGGAAGAGGCCCUGCAGAAGGCCAAGCAGGACAUGGCCUGCCUGCUCAAGGAGUACCAGGAGGUGAUGAACUCCAAGCUGGGCCUGGACAUCGAGAUCGCCACCUACAGGCGCCUGCUGGAGGGCGAGGAGCAGAGGUUGUGUGAAGGCGUUGGUGCUGUAAAUGUCUGUGUCAGCAGCUCCCGAGGUGGGGUUGUGUGCGGGGACCUCUGCGUGUCGGGCUCCCGGCCUGUGACCGGCAGCGUCUGCAGCGCCCCCUGCACCGGGAACCUGACGGUGAGCACCGGGAUGUGCGCGCCCUGCGGCCAGCCCUGUGGCAGCGGCCGGUCAGUGCGGUUCGCAUAGUGCCCGAACAGGUGAAAACGCCCCCUCGGACUAGCCCGCCACCUCCUCUGCCUUGAUGGGAGGAGGAAGGUUUUCAGGAACCAGCUGCCCACCUUACCAUCUUGCACCCUCCACCCACUUCCCCAGGGGAGGCUGGGCCCCUUGCUAGCAGCUCUCCCUCCUCCAAGUAUCUUCACAGCCCUAGGACAAAGGCCCAACCCCCGGCUGCUCUGGAGGCUUGGAUGCCUAUGGCUUCUGAGGGCUGGAUGAUCCCUUCGGUAUGGACUUGCUGUGUGGGGCCUCCCCUGCCUCUACACCCAGGAUGGUGACAGGCUCCCUCUCCCUCUGCUGGGUUUCUGUGUUUCCA